AAAUAUAUAAACUUUCUCAUUGCAAGCGUUUGCAGAUAUUAAGUGAAUUUAGAGCAUUGUUCAUAUUUAUUUUAUAUUUCAUCCAAUCACUAGAGAAAUAAAAAAAUAUUUUUUACAAUGGUUAUUGCAAAGAAAUAUGUAAUUGAAAAAUAUUUCAAAGGAGAUCCCCAAUUAACAGAUGUGAAAAUAGUAGAGGAACAGUUACCAUCAAUCAAAGAUGGAGAAUAUUUGGUGCAGGCUGAAUAUCUAUCAGUUGACCCUUACAUGUGGAAAUACAUGUCUCAAUAUCCACUUGGUUCAACAAUGAUAGGAUUUCAAAUUGGAAAAAUUAUUGAAUCUAAAAAUACUGAUUUUCCUGUUGGAAAAUAUAUUUUUGGUCAUUUGGGCUGGAGAACUCAUACUAUUGUUAAUCCUAGUACUUCUGAUCCUACGAAUACUUUAAAUUUCUCGACUUAUCUUAUACCUGACCUCGGUGAUCUUCCGAUAUCACUUUGUCUUGGUGUUUUAGGCAUGCCUGGCAACACUGCGUACUUUGGGUUCACGGAGAUUUGCAAGCCGCAAGCUGGAAAUACAUUAGUUGUUUCCGGAGCUGCUGGUGCUGUUGGUUCUCAUGUUUGUCAGAUUGGUAAAAUCUUGGGUCUGAAAGUUAUUGGAAUUGCUGGGACUGAUGCCAAAUGUCGAUGGCUUACCAAAGAUCUUGGAAUAGACUAUGCAAUCAAUUAUAAGACACAAGACAUUGGUUCAGAGUUAAAAAAAGCUGCCCCUAGUGGAAUUGAUUAUUAUUUCGACAAUGUAGGUGGAGAAAUAUCCAGUACUGUGAUGUAUCAAAUGAAUUUGAUGGGAACUGUUUCAGUUUGCGGUUCCAUUUCAGCAUACAAAUCUGAGAUGGAUGCUUUACCAAAGUGUACAGUUGUUCAACCAGCAAUUUUAAAAGGACAAUUAAAGGUAGAAGGUUUUAUGGUAAUACGUUGGGCAGAUCGUUGGAUGGAAGGAAUUCAACAAAAUUUAACAUGGAUUCGUGAAGGAAAACUUAAAUAUCAUGAAACGGUGACAGAAGGUUUCGAAAAUAUGUUUAAUGCGUUUACGAGUAUGCUUAAAGGUGGAAAUACCGGAAAAGCUGUAGUUAAAGUGUAAAAUAACUUUUAUUAUAAAACGAAUAAACUUAUAGUAUAUCAGUUGCAAA
Messenger RNA from Chelonus insularis, 1183 nucleotides. RefSeq names its product prostaglandin reductase 1-like. Gene Ontology annotation, biological process: prostaglandin metabolic process. Gene Ontology annotation, cellular component: cytoplasm. The coding region runs from base 118 to 1134 and encodes 338 amino acids. The record is from RefSeq and is a predicted model, not a curated record. Gene Ontology annotation, molecular function: 15-oxoprostaglandin 13-reductase [NAD(P)+] activity; 2-alkenal reductase [NAD(P)H] activity. The transcript has 4 exons. NCBI's taxonomy places the organism in Eukaryota, Metazoa, Arthropoda, Insecta, Hymenoptera, Braconidae.